Molecule: messenger RNA, 567 nt
Organism: Chrysochloris asiatica (Cape golden mole)
Lineage: Eukaryota; Metazoa; Chordata; Mammalia; Afrosoricida; Chrysochloridae
Gene: CUNH9orf40
Product: chromosome unknown open reading frame, human C9orf40
Exons: 2
Coding region: 1-567 (188 amino acids)
Source: RefSeq, a predicted model, not a curated record
AUGGCCAAGCGGCGUGCGGCAGAGCCGCUGACGUUCCACGUGCCUUGGAAGCGGCUCCUGCUCUCUGGGUUCACCGAGGAGCCGCCGCUCUGGACCCCGCCACAGGAGACCGCACAUCCGGGGCCUCUUCUCGGUGUGCCAGAACUGUCCCGAAAGCGCAAAGUCGGCGCAGGGUCCAUGACCGAGCCUAUGGCUUCGCCCAGCAAACGCCGUGAUGACGGGGACAGCAGUACUCCCGGCGGCCCAGUUGAUGAGGAGGCCCGCAGCCUGCAGACCGGCGAGCUGCCCGUGCGGCCCAACGGGCCGGGGGAGGAGCCCCGGGGUGCCCUGCCCCAGAGGGGCGGAGGCGACGACGGGGCGGGGCGCGCAGGGACCCCGAGGGGAAACUGGGGGACCGUGCAGUGCCAGCAUAAUGAAGAAUUUUGGCAGUAUAAUACCUUUCAAUACUGGAGGAAUCCUUUACCACCAAUUGAUCUGGCAGACAUUGAAGAUGUCAAUGAAGAUAAGCUGACAGAAGCCACGCUUCAGGGCAAGAAUGAGCUGGUUGAGAUUGACAUGGAGUCCUGA